This is a messenger RNA of Oncorhynchus mykiss (rainbow trout), 4952 nucleotides long. RefSeq names its product biliverdin reductase A. Gene Ontology annotation, biological process: heme catabolic process. NCBI's taxonomy places the organism in Eukaryota, Metazoa, Chordata, Actinopteri, Salmoniformes, Salmonidae. The record is from RefSeq and is a predicted model, not a curated record. Gene Ontology annotation, molecular function: biliverdin reductase [NAD(P)H] activity; zinc ion binding; nucleotide binding.
CAGUCAAAAAAAAAAAAAAAACACGUGAGCCGGUUAUGAAAGUUAUAUCACCCGGGCAAGAGCGUCGAUUACUUUGUUUAACAUAAGCAUUUUAUUCACUUCAACGAGACAAGGGUCUUCAAAGGCAAUUCAGAAAAGGUCAGACAUGUUUGGUUCGGUGGUGGUUGGCAUUGGGACGGCAGGCUUUGUGAGGGUCAGGGACAUGCUAGCCCCUCUGCCCUCCAGCGCAGCUGAGAAGCUCAGUGUCAAAGGUUUCAUAUCCAGGAGGAUUCUGGAGGAGCAGCAGGGAGUGAAACAAAUCACUGUUGAAGAUGCCCUGAGCCGGGACGACAUAAAGGUGGCUUUCGUGUGCACCGAAAACGCUGCCCACGAGGAAAACAUCAGGAUGUUUCUGGAAGCUGGGAAGCAUGUCUGUGUGGAAUAUCCAAUGGCCAUGACACACAAGACUGCUGUGGAACUCUGGGACCUGGCUCAGGAAAAAGGAGUGGUCCUGCAUGAGGAGCACAUAGAACUCCUGACAGCCGACUUCAAGCAGCUGAAGAAGGACGUAGCAGGGAAAAGGCUGGAGGAGGGAUUCCUUCACUUCACAGGAGGUCCUCUGAAGCCGGGCUUUGGUUUUCCAGCUUUCAGUGGCAUCGCCCGGCUCACCUGGCUGGUCGAUCUGUUUGGAGAGCUGUCUGUCACCGCUGCCAGCAUGGAGGAAGACCAGCAGAACAAGUACAUGAAGAUGACCGCUCAACUCAUAACCAAAGAGCAGAAGCCUCUCACGUGGAUUGAGGAGUGGGCUCCCGGCCUGUCUAGGGCCAAAGACAUCAACUUCCGCUUUGACUCAUGCACCAUCACCCAGCUGCCCCCAGCCACCAGGGAGCCGGUGGGUAUCUUUAUGCAGGACUUGGUGCUCUUCAGUCAGAAGCUGCUGGGCCAGGUUCCCCGUGACCAGCUCCAUGCAGAGCGCCGCAGGGUCCUCCACUGUCUAGAGCUGGCCGACCGCAUCCAGCAGCUGAGCCUGCAGGGGUCAGCCCAGGACACCUAGAAACUAGCAGCCUACCGAGGGGCCCCAGCAGGCUACCGAGGGGCCCCAGCAGCCUACCGAGGGGCCCCAGCAGCCUACCAAGGGUUGUGAAAUUACAGUAACUUUCCCAAAAUUCCCAGGUUUUCCAGAAUUUUGCAAUGCUUAACCUACUGGUGGAUUUCCAAGCGUACAAGAUCCAUCCAUAAGCCUUCUACAGUAAAGCUGCUGUACUGUAGACAUACGCUCAGCGCAUCUUUGAAAUGUUAAGGUAUUUUAUGUGUUUCAGAGGCUGCAUUUACACAGCAGCCCAAUUUUUCUUUUGAUCUAGCCUGACGACUCAAACUGAAUUCGUCCACUGCUCUAUAUACUUCAGUCUGAGACUGCUGUCAUUGAAGUCGUUUGUAGUGACGUCAAAAUGAGGGGUGUUGUACAAAACAAAGUAAUAAGCGAUUGGAUCAUCUCUAGCCAAUGACAAAUUUUCAAAAUGCCACUUUACCCACGUGUGUUCUGGCUGGGGAGGUACUCCGAUCCUGACUCAUUGCGGAAAAGAAGCUAACGUCCGUGUGUGUGGCGUACUGUAGAAUUUGACCUGAGCAAGGAGUUUGGGUAGCCAGGAAAUGUUUGACCAAUCACAUCAGAUCUUUUUCAGAAUUAGACUUUUUUUUGUGUGUUUUUCACCCCUUAUUUCUCUCCAAUUGGUAGUAGUUAGUCUUGUCUCAUCGCUGCAACUCCCAUAUGGACUUGGGAGAGGCAAGGGUGCAAGUAGAAAUACUGGUGUGCAAAAGAGCAGAAAAACAAAUAUGGGGAUGAGGUAGGUAGUUGGUUGGAUGGGCUAUUUACAGAUGGGCUGUGUACAUCUGCAGCGAUCGGUAAGCUGCUCUGACAGCUGACGCUUAAAGUUGGUGAGGGAGAUAAUGGGCUGCCUGUGUAAACUCAGCCUAAGGCAUGUCGGCUUAUUAUUUUAGGGUUAGGCUGUUACUACAGACCACAUCUUAACAUUGAUGGAAGGUCAGUUGAUAUAUAGUUUGAUGUUUGCAUUGUUACUUAUUGAAGUGAAUCUACAUUACAGUUGAAUGUACUGUAACAUUCCUGUGGUUGAUCACAGCUCAUGGUGCUUUAUCAUUGGCUGGUGUGCUUUAAUUAUCUCAUAUGACAUUUUAAUAUUGACAUGUUGUAUAGCUAUUGUGCAGACAGAAGUGUAAGGCAAAACAGUGACAUACUGAUCGAUGGAUUUAUUUGUAUUUUUUAAUUUAACCUUUAACCUAGGCAUGUCAGUUAAGAACAAAUUCUUAUUUACAAUGACGGCCUAUAUGUUCAAAUCAUUAACACCGUACAAUAGGUGUUUGUAUGAUACCUCAGGUAAAUGGUAUCUCGGAUAGCUUUGGCAAGUGAAAGCGUGUUAUUUACACUGCAACUGCAACAUUGUCAGUGGACUGCAAUUGACACAUCUGUUUAGUUGUUUUAAAGUAGCAAUCCAGCCUCCUUUUUUACCUAAUUUAACACCUGAUUUACUUAACAAAAGGCAUAUCUCAAUAGGUGGUCCAGGCAAGUCCUGACAUUGCACAAGUGGGGGGUGGGCCUUUCCUCUUUUGUUCUCUUUCUCCUCUAUUGUUCCUCAAGCAAGGGGGAGGCAGAUGAAAUCACAGAUUCCCACCAGACUGACUCUUUGAUUGCCCUACUCCUUGACGUUUGCAGUUGUCUAAAAAACACUAUUUUGCUCUUUCUAGUCUUUAGUUUGUGUACUUUAUUGUAUUUAUACAUGGGAUAUUGCUUUUCAACAGUACAAGUUCAAAAAUCAAUCGGAGGACAUAUUUCAGUGUUUGAUUAAAGGGGCAUUGCAGUUAACUUGAUUUAGAUGUUUUUGUAAUGUCUGGAAUUUCAGCCUGUUCAGGUGGGAUGGAACUUUUGGACGCAUCAUGACUUCUCACCGCUUCCCUGGUUUUAGCACUAAAUCAUUCACUAGCUUGUUUCCUUAGUUGUAGUUUGUGCAAUACGCUUCCUUUCCUUUUUCUUUGUUUCAAACCAGUAUUUCAAGGAUCUCAAAAUUAGCUGCUCACCAUACAAUAUAAUAAGUAUUCUACUUAAUUCUAGGAUGCUGACAGACUGAAUUUGUGCCUUGGCCUGCUCAGUUCCCUUUCCCAUUGUUAUCCAUUCAUGCCAGUCCCAUCUAAUGAUGUACAGUGGGCUCCAAAAUUACUGGCACCCCUGACUGGCAAUGCACAAACAAUACUUUAAAAAAUAUAAACAAUAUAAUUAUAUAGAUAAACUCAAAAUACCAACAUGUGAGAAAUACUGUACAUUAUUGUUUCAAUGGAACCAACCAAAAUCAUUCAAUUAUUUAAUACAAAAUACAUUUAACCAAAAUCAAGGUUUCAUGAUUAUUGACACUCCUCAUUUAGUACUUAGUGCAACCACCUCUGGCAAGGAGUGAUUUUGGACCAUUCCUCUAUGCAGAUCCUUUCAAGAUCCUUCACAAUCUUGGGUUUGCGCUUUUCAACUGCCCCUCUUCCACUCAGCCCACAGGUUUUCGAAUGGAUUGAGGUCCGGCGACUGAGAUGGCCAUGGCAGAACAUUGAUUUUGUUGUCAGAGAACCAUUUCUGUGUGGAUCUUGAGGUAUGUUUCAGGUCAUUGUCUUGUUGGAAAGUCCACCUCAAGUCCCAGCCUUGUGGCAGAGGCAACCAGAUUGUCAGCCAAAAUUGCCUGAUACUUGGUAGAAUUCAUUAUGCCAUCGAUCUUAACCAGUGCCCCUGGACCUCUGGAAUUAAAACAGCCCCAAAACAUCACUGACCCACCUACAUAUUUUACCAUGGGUAUGAGGUGCCUCUCCUUGUAUGCAUCUCUGUUUUGACGCCAAACAUGCCAAUGCUGUAUCUGACCAAAACUUUCAAUUUUGGUCUCAUCUGACCAGAGCACCUUCUUCCAGUCAUAAUUUAAAUGACGUUUGGCAAACCCCAAGCACUUGCGUCUGUGUCUUGGGAUCAGAAUGGGCUUUCUUCUGGCAACCCUUCCAAAGAGCCUGUGGAUGUGGAGGUGGCGUCUGAUGGUGCUCUUUGAAACCUGGUGACCCCAAGACUCCACCAAGGCCUGUAAUUCUUUCACAGUGAUUCUUGGGGAUUUUGUUGCUUCUCUCACCAUCCUGAGGGGCAAAAUGCAUUUGCGUCCUCUACCCGUGAGGUUUUCAACUGUUCCAUAUCUUUUGAAUGUUCUAAUAAUUGCCCUGACAGUGCUCAGUGGUAUAUUCAAUCGCUUGUGGAUCUUCUUGUAGCCAUUACCAGAUUUAUGAAGGUCUACGACCAUCUGUCUCUUUUGAACUGCCAGUUAUUUUGUUUUCUUCAUGGUGUUGGAUGACAGUGGGAUAUUGCAUGUGUGUUACCUAAUUUGUAUACCCUAGUGAAACAGGAAGUGAUGUAUUGGCUCAAUAUAGUUCCUUAGGGCUUAGAUAAACUUAAAUAAGUGGAAUUUAAUUUGUGGUUUAAUUUUGGUAGAUGUUAUUUACAAUAAUCUUUAAGGGUGCCAUUAAUUGUGAAACCUUGAUUUGGAGGACAUUGAUAAAUUAUUUUGGUUGGUUCCAUUGAAACAUUAAUAAAGUACAGUAUUUCUCACAUGUUGGUAUUUUGAGUUUCUCUAUAAUUAUAUUGUUUAUUUGUUUAAGCAUUGUUUGUGCAUUGCCAGUCAGGGGUGCCAGUAAUUUUGGAGCCCACUGUAUAUGUCUACCAUGUUACACAAGUAUUCACUACCCAGUGAGUGCAGUUUGGCCACUUUAACUGGGUGUCACUAGUGUUAUUAGCAAUUUAUAUGUAGAGAAAAUUACAUUUAACAGUUUGAGGGAGAAUUGUACUAUUAUAUUGAAUUAUAAUGCCUGAAUGUUUUAAUAAUGUGUGUAUUGUAACUGUGUAUAAUUUGCAAUAAAAUUGAUAAUUUGCAGUUUCCCAUAUUAAU